UAUUCUCUCUCUGAUCACUCUCUUAUUUCUCUUCAGAGCCUGAUGAGGUCAGACUGGUGGGAGGAGAGAGUCGCUGUGCAGGAACUCUAAGCGUGAAACAUCGAGGAGAAUGGAGACCAGUGUGGGACUAUCCCUGGACCCUGAAGGCAGCAGCUGUUGCCUGCAGAGAGCUAAACUGUGGUUCUGCUGUUUCUGUAGGAGAUAGAAUAUCCUCAUUCAGACCUGUGUGGGGGAUCCUGUCUGACUAUGCUCAGUCUGGAUCUGCUCUGAGGGAGGGUGCAGUAUCAAGUUACUCUUCCAACUUCCUGACUCUUACCUGUUCAGACUCUGUCAGGCUGCUGAAUGGGACCAGUCAGUGUUCAGGUAGACUGGAGGUGAAGUCUAACCAGUCUGACCCAUCCUGGUCCUCAGUGUGUGAGGCUGACUUUGACCAGCAGGAUGCUCAGGUGGUCUGCAGGCAGCUUGGCUGUGGGGCUCCUUCAGUCCUCCAGGGGGUGCUCUAUGGAGAAGGGGAGGCUCCAAUGUGGACCAAAGAGUUCCAGUGUGGAGGCAAUGAGUCUGCUCUCCUGGACUGUAGCUCAGCCUCAGAGAGAAACACCUGCUCACCUGGCAGAGCUGUUGGCCUCACCUGCUCAGAGCUGGUCAGACUGGUGGGAGGAGAGAGUCGCUGUUCAGGAGCUCUGGAGCUGAAAUAUCACGGGGAAUGGAGACCAGUGUGGGUCCCUCUCUGGACUCUGCAGGCAGCAGGUGUUGCCUGCAGAGAGCUGGACUGUGGCUCUGCUGUUUCUGUAGGAGAUAGAAAGUCCUCAUUCAGACCUGUGUGGGGGAUCCUGUCUGACUGUGCCCAGUCUGUAUCUGCUCUAAGGGAGUGUGCAGUAUCAAACUCUGUCAUGCUGCUGAAUGGGACCAGUCAGUGUUCAGGUAGACUGGAGGUGAAGUCUAACCAGUCUGACCCAUCCUGGUCCUCAGUGUGUGAGGCUGACUUUGACCAGCAGGAUGCUCAGGUGGUCUGCAGGCAGCUUGGCUGUGGGGCUCCUUCAGUCCUCCAGGGGAUGCUCUAUGGAGAAGGGGAGGCUCCAAUGUGGACCAAAGAGUUCCAGUGUGGAGGCCAUGAGUCUGCUCUCCUGGACUGUAGCUCAGCCUCAGAGAGAAACACCUGCUCACCUGGCAGAGCUGUUGGCCUCACCUGCUCAGAGCCGGUCAGACUGGUGGGAGGAGAGAGUCGCUGUUCAGGAGCUCUGGAGCUGAAACAUCACGGGGAAUGGAGACCAGUGUGGGUCCCUCUCUGGACUCUGGAGGCUGCAGGUGUUGCCUGCAGAGAGCUGGACUGUGGCUCUGCUGUUUCUGUAGGAGAGAGAAAGUCCUCAUUCAGACCUGUGUGGGGGAUCCUGUCUGACUGUGCCCAGUCUGUAUCUGCUCUGAGGGAGUGUGCAGUAUCAAGUUACACUUCCAACUUCCUGACUCUUACCUGUUCAGACUCUGUCAGGCUGGUGAAUGGGACCAGUCUGUGCUCAGGUAGACUGGAGGUGAAGUCUAACCAGUCUAACCCGUCCUGGUCCUCAGUGUGUGAGGCUGACUUUGACCUGCAGGAUGCUCAGGUGGUCUGCAGGCAGCUUGGCUGUGGGGCUCCUUCAGUCCUCCAGGGGGCGCUCUAUGGAGAAGGGGAGGCUCCAAUGUGGACCAAAGAGUUCCAGUGUGGAGGCAAUGAGUCUGCUCUCCUGGACUGUAGCUCAGCCUCAGAGAGAAACACCUGCUCACCUGGCAGAGCUGUUGGCCUCACCUGCUCAGAGCCGGUCAGACUGGUGGGAGGAGAGAGUCGCUGUUCAGGAGCUCUGGAGCUGAAACAUCACGGGGAAUGGAGACCAGUGUGGGUCCCUCUCUGGACUCUGGAGGCAGCAGAUGAUGCCUGCAGAGAGCUGGACUGUGGCUCUGCUGUUUCUGUAGAAGAGAGAAAUUCCUCAUUCAGACCUGUGUGGGGGAUCCUGUCUGACUGUGCUCGGUCUGGAUCUGCUCUGAGGGAGUGUGUAGUAUCAAGUUAUUCGUCCAACUUCCUGACUAUUACCUGUUCAGACUCUGUCAGGCUGGUGAAUGGGACCAGUCUCUGCUCAGGUAGACUGGAGGUGAAGUCUAACCAGUCUAACCCGUCCUGGUCCUCAGUGUGUGAGGCUGACUUUGACCAGCAGGAUGCUCAGGUGGUCUGCAGGCAGCUUGGCUGUGGGGCUCCUUCAGUCCUCCAGGGGGCGCUCUAUGGAGAAGGGGAGGCUCCAAUGUGGACCAAAGAGUUCCAGUGUGGAGGCAAUGAGUCUGCUCUCCUGGACUGUAGCUCAGCCUCAGAGAGAAACACCUGCUCACCUGGCAGAGCUGUUGGCCUCACCUGCUCAGAGCCGGUCAGACUGGUGGGAGGAGAGAGUCGCUGUUCAGGAGCUCUGGAGCUGAAACAUCACGGGGAAUGGAGACCAGUGGGGUCCCUCUCUGGACUCGGAGGCAGCAGCUGUUGCCUGCAGAGAGCUGGACUGUGGCUCUGCUGUUUCUGUAACUCAGUGACGGUUCCCUGGCUGGCGAACAACAUGAGCGCAGACCACGAGGACGUUCAUGUUCCCGUGAAGAAAAGCAAACCCAAACAAACCAAAGUGGUGACGUUCUGA
Molecule: messenger RNA, 2645 nt
Organism: Trematomus bernacchii (emerald rockcod)
Lineage: Eukaryota; Metazoa; Chordata; Actinopteri; Perciformes; Nototheniidae
Product: scavenger receptor cysteine-rich type 1 protein M130-like
Exons: 10
Coding region: 522-2645 (707 amino acids)
Cellular component (GO): membrane
Source: RefSeq, a predicted model, not a curated record